Molecule: messenger RNA, 480 nt
Organism: Rotaria socialis
Lineage: Eukaryota; Metazoa; Rotifera; Eurotatoria; Philodinida; Philodinidae
Source: the annotation of a GenBank genome assembly
AUGAUGUAUACGGCACGACGAACCAUACCUAUGGAUGAAUAUAAUCGAAAACUAUUUGAAAGUUUUCUUAGAUUUCAAGAAUCAAUGAAAUAUUCUCCAACAACGAAUGCAAAUUCACAUGGUCCCGCAUUUCAGGAUCUUGAUGCAACACCACUCGGUCUAUGUUCAUUUGCUUUAACAACAUUUUGUGUUUCUAUGUAUUUGGCCGGUGCAGCUGUGCCAGUAAAAGCAUCUAUGGGUGUUAUCAUGGGUGCUGCUCUCUUUAAUGGUGGAGCCACUCUAAAUUUGACUGUUUAUCCUGAAUAUCGUGAUGGAAACAACUUUGGCGCUUUGACAUUUUGUUCUUACGGAGCGUUUUGGCUUAGUUUGGCAUCACUUUAUGUAGCUGCUUUUGAUUUUCUUACUGGUUAUAAAAAUGAAUCUGUUUUGAAUAAUGCGAUGGGAGUUUUUUUCUUGCAUGGGAAAUUUUUACAGCACUGA